AUGUGGAAGAAUAUUCUUCUUUCUUUCUUUCUUUCUUUCUUUCUUUCUUUCUUUCUUUCUGUCUUUCUUUCUGUCUUUCUUUCUUUCUUUCUUUUCCACCGCCUCCUUCUUCUCCUCCUUCUCCUCCUUCCCUUCUCCUACUUCUUCAUUUCCCUUACUAUUUCUUCUUCGUUACUCCCGCUUAAUUUUUGCCUUGCUUCCAUUCUUCUCUCUUUCUUCAUUGUUUCUCUUUCUCUUUCUUUUUCCUACUUUCUUCAUCCCGUCCUGAAGUUCCCGUUUAGUCUUUCUUUUUUUUUUUUUGUUCAUUCUUUAAUUCUUUCUUACUUUCUUUUUUUUUUUAACGCUUUCAAUUACUCUCUCUGCCUUUUAUUUACUUCUCCUCAUCCUGUUCCUCUUUUUGCCCUCCCUUCCCGCCUCUUUUUUUUCCCUGCAGUAUUUAUCACUUCUUUCUUCUCUCUCUCCAUCCACUUUCUUCUUUCUGGUUUGCAUCCUUCUUGUUUACUAAACCGGUUUCUCCUGCCCCCACUCUCCCUCUCUCUCUCUCUCUCUCUCUCUCUCCCCCUCUCUCAUGUUUUUCUUUUUUUUUUAUAUCCAUCUUUUCCACUGUUUACAUCAUCAGCGAACAGCAUCAACAUAACGGUUUCAUUCCCAGGUGGUUAA
This is a messenger RNA of Acanthosepion pharaonis, 660 nucleotides long. The record is from the annotation of a GenBank genome assembly. Lineage: Eukaryota; Metazoa; Mollusca; Cephalopoda; Sepiida; Sepiidae.